UCACUUUCGUGUACCAAUAUAAAAUUAUUAUUUAUGUGCAAUUUGUAGUUGAGAACUGUUCGGAAAUGAAGAUCCUUUAUCAAUUUUUUUUUAUCCUUUUUGCCAUAAGCGUAUCACCGUCUGCUAGCAAGUCAGAAUGUUUGAAUUCCAUAAAUCCAAACGAUCCAAGUGAUAAUUUCGACAGUGAUUACAUGGAUGAACCUAGUAAUAGAAUAAUUAAUGGAGAUAAAGCUAACAUUGCAGACUACCCUUACCAAGUGGCGCUGUCUUUUAACAAUGACAUAGAAAACUUUAUGUGCGGAGGAUCAAUUAUUGCCGAUAAAUUUGUUCUCACUGCUGCUCAUUGUCUUGAAAAUUCUGAUGUCACAGGCUAUUUGGUGCAGGCUGGAGUAUCGAAUACGAACGAGGACGGACAACGGCGAAAAGUCGUUAAAAUAUUUAAUCACAAACUGUAUUCUAUCGCAGAAUAUGAGAACGACAUUGGAAUAAUUAAGGUGUGUUCAAAUUAG
Agrilus planipennis (emerald ash borer) is the source of this 509-nucleotide messenger RNA. Its product is annotated as chymotrypsin-1-like. The coding region runs from base 66 to 509 and encodes 147 amino acids. NCBI's taxonomy places the organism in Eukaryota, Metazoa, Arthropoda, Insecta, Coleoptera, Buprestidae. The record is from RefSeq and is a predicted model, not a curated record. Gene Ontology annotation, molecular function: serine-type endopeptidase activity. The transcript is spliced from 3 exons. Gene Ontology annotation, biological process: proteolysis.